AUGCUGCCACACCCCAUUCCUGAACGACCUUGGCAGGUCAUAGUCACCGACCUGUUCAAAUGGAACAACACUGACUAUACAGUUGCAGUUGACUAUUAUAGCAGGUACUUUGAGGUAGAGAAAAUCGCAAACCUCACUUCCCCAACUGUCAUCUGGAAGCUGAAGGCCAUGUUUGCAAGAUUUGGAAUACCCCAGUGUGUAGUGAGCGAUAAUGGUCCUUGCUACAGCUCACAGGAUUUCAAGAGCUUUGCACAGGCAUGGGACUUUGAGCAUGUCACGAGCAGCCCCCUGUACCCACAGAGCAACGGGUUGGCUGACAAGACAGUGCAAACAGCCAAAGCCCUCAUGGACAAAGCACACACACAGAGCUACAACCAGAACUCGCUUGUCGCAGCGCAGUCCAUGGCAGGACAGAACUGUGCCAAAAACGACAAAAACAGUAUUAUGACAGAAAUGCCAAAAUGCUACCUGCACUGCCGACAGGGGCCACAGUCCGAGUCCAACAGCCAACUGGAACGUGGAAACCUGCUACAGUUGUCGGACCAGCUGAGACCCAAAGAUCUUACAACAUCAUUACAGAUGGUCAAGCGCUUCGACGCAAUCGACGACACCUUCUACAGACCAACGAACGUGAUGCAGGGGCCAAUCACCAGCAUCUCGGUUUUAUCCGUGGGGUUGCUGUGCCUGCUGCUGUGCACCAGGGGCAGUAGGGUGAGGGCAGCACCCAUCUGUGCCAGCAGACAUGCUGGCUGUCAAGUCUUUUCUCUGCCAGACCUGUUUGAUCGGGCCAUUCAGCACUCGGCCAGGAUGCACAGUAUCUCCAGUGACCUGCACUCUGAAUAUGAGCAGAACUUCCUGCCCAGAAAGAAUCACAUCGGCAACCGCAACUGUCACACCUCCAGCAUCCAAACUCUGAAUGGCAAGGAAACUGCGCAGAAACUUGCUAGAGAGGAGUUGACAGAGGUGAUUGUAAAGUUGCUCGCGGCAUGGUGGACGCCUCUGUGGCACUUCCACCAGAGCAUGACCCACCGUGAUGGAUUUCAAAACUUCAGCUCCAAUAAGGCCCUCGAAAUCACCGACAUGGUACAUGAACUGCGCAAGGGCGUGGAGAAAGUGGCUGAGAGGAUGCAACACCUGGGGAUUAUCAGUAACUCUGUCAAUCGCCUGGAGUCUCCUGAAGCCCCAGUCCCAUCAUCUGAUGCUAGUGACUGGCACCGGAUGAGCGACUUUGACCUCCUCUACUGCUUCCGCCGGGACUCCAACAAGGUGCAAAACUACCUGAAGAUCCUCAAGUGUCGCACGGUUGCAGAGCAUGCAUGCUGA
Messenger RNA from Lampris incognitus (smalleye Pacific opah), 1323 nucleotides. Its product is annotated as prolactin-like. Lineage: Eukaryota; Metazoa; Chordata; Actinopteri; Lampriformes; Lampridae. Bases 1 to 1323 code for a protein of 440 amino acids. The transcript is spliced from 7 exons. Gene Ontology annotation, molecular function: nucleic acid binding; hormone activity. Gene Ontology annotation, cellular component: extracellular region. The record is from RefSeq and is a predicted model, not a curated record. Gene Ontology annotation, biological process: response to nutrient levels; positive regulation of receptor signaling pathway via JAK-STAT; DNA integration.